This is a messenger RNA of Scatophagus argus, 7147 nucleotides long. RefSeq names its product pyruvate carboxylase, mitochondrial-like. The transcript has 27 exons. Gene Ontology annotation, cellular component: cytoplasm. Gene Ontology annotation, biological process: pyruvate metabolic process; gluconeogenesis. The record is from RefSeq and is a predicted model, not a curated record. Gene Ontology annotation, molecular function: ATP binding; pyruvate carboxylase activity; metal ion binding. Bases 454 to 3996 code for a protein of 1180 amino acids. NCBI's taxonomy places the organism in Eukaryota, Metazoa, Chordata, Actinopteri, Scatophagidae.
AGAGAGAGAGAUUAACAGGAGUAGGAGGCAGGCGCAGUAGCAGAGGUCUAUAUCCGCCAGACGGAGACGAACGGUGCCAGCUGCUAGCUAAGUUAGCUAUAGUAGGCAGUUAGCAACUAGCUCCAGAGUCCUAGCGCCUGUACAACACAAGAGAGACUGAGCAAGUGUUCGCCUGAGUGUGUGCAUGUGUGUGUGUGUGUGACAGCGUGUGUCGACGCUUUGAGCGCCCACUCGACCGUCCCGAAGUCACUCCGUCUGUACCUGUGUGUAUAAACCCCCCCCUCAUAUCGCCCUCUUCCUCUUCCGAGCAGCGGUGUGACUGUGAUUGAGUUUGUGGGGUUAGCAAGCAAAGAACACAUAUAAACACACUCUUGACUGUCGACUUUUUACACUCGGUGUCCGGUUACUCAACAGCGGAUUUACAACCUUUACUGAUACCGGCAGAGCACCAGCAUGAUGUUAAGGUACGCCGUUGUCCAAGGCGGCCUCGGCCUUUUGGCAGUGAGGAGGGCGUGUGUUCUCUCCCGCUUUGCCCACUCUGCCCCGCAGAACCAGUAUCGACCAAUCAAGAAAGUCAUGGUGGCCAAUAGAGGUGAGAUCGCUAUCCGUGUGUUCAGAGCCUGCACUGAACUGGGGAUUCGAACCGUGGCCGUCUACUCUGAACAAGACACUGGACAGAUGCACAGGCAGAAGGCAGAUGAGGCUUACCUGAUCGGUAAAGGACUGCCACCCGUUGCAGCAUACCUACACAUUCCUGACAUCAUCAAAGUAGCCAAGGACAACAAUGUGGAUGCUAUCCACCCAGGCUACGGUUUUCUCUCUGAGCGGGCAGACUUUGCACAGGCCUGCACAGACGCAGGGGUGAUGUUCGUCGGCCCAUCCCCGGAAACGGUCCGCAAGAUGGGAGACAAGGUGGAGGCUCGUUCCCUGGCCAUCUCUGCAGGUGUACCUGUGGUCCCAGGAACAGAUUCCCCCAUUUCCUCCCUGCAGGAGGCGCAGGUCUUCGCCCAAACAUACGGUUUCCCCAUCAUCUUCAAAGCGGCCUACGGAGGAGGUGGUCGCGGCAUGAGGGUGGUCAGAGAAUACGAGGAACUUGAGGAGAAUUACCAGCGGGCCUACUCUGAAGCCCUGACAGCUUUCGGGAACGGAGCCCUGUUUGUUGAGAAGUUUAUUGAAAAGCCGAGACACAUUGAAGUGCAGAUCCUUGGCGAUAAAUAUGGUAAUGUCAUCCACCUCUACGAGAGAGACUGCUCCAUUCAGCGGAGACACCAAAAGGUUGUGGAGAUUGCACCAGCUUUCCAACUGGACCCUCAUCUGAGAGACAGACUCCACGCUGAUGCCGUCAGCCUCGCCAGACAGGUGGGCUAUGAGAAUGCUGGCACAGUGGAGUUCCUGGUGGACAAACACGGCAAGCACUACUUCAUUGAAGUCAACUCCAGACUCCAGGUUGAACACACGGUCACCGAAGAAAUCACCGACGUGGACCUGGUACAUGCUCAGCUGCAUGUGUGUGAAGGCCGCAGCCUGCCAGACCUGAACCUCAGACAAGACAAGAUCAGGGUGAACGGCUGUGCCAUCCAGUGCAGAGUGACGACCGAAGACCCAGCCAGAGGCUUCCAACCAGACACCGGAAGGAUUGAGGUGUUCCGAAGUGGUGAAGGCAUGGGCAUCCGUCUGGACAGCGCCUCAGCCUUCCAGGGUGCUGUCAUUUCGCCCCACUAUGACUCCCUGCUGGUAAAAGUCAUCGCCAGCGGGAAGGACCUGCAGACAGCCGCUUCCAAGAUGAGCCGAGCCCUGGCCGAGUUCAGAGUGCGAGGGGUCAAGACCAACAUCCCGUUCCUCCAGAAUGUUCUGUCCAACCACCAGUUCCUCCACUCCACCGUGGACACGCAGUUCAUUGAUGAGAACCAGGAGCUCUUCAACCUCAAGCCCACUCAGAACCGAGCCCAGAAACUACUGCACUACCUGGGUCACGUGAUGGUAAAUGGACCAACCACACCCAUCCCAGUCAAGGCUAAACCUUCCUCCACAGACCCUGUCAUCCCUCCUGUCACCAUGGGCGACCCUCCGGUAGGUUUCCGUGAUAUAUUGCUGCGUGACGGUCCUGAGGGAUUCGCUAAGGCUGUCCGUGCCCACCAAGGUCUGCUGCUAAUGGAUACCACCUUCAGGGACGCCCACCAGUCGCUUCUUGCCACCAGAGUUCGGACCCACGACCUGAAGAAGAUCUCGCCAUUCGUCAGCCACAGCUUCAGCAACCUUUUCAGCCUGGAGAACUGGGGCGGUGCUACCUUUGAUGUGGCCAUGCGCUUCCUGUCUGAGUGUCCAUGGAAGAGACUCCAGGAGCUGAGAGCUUUGAUCCCAAAUGUCCCUUUUCAGAUGCUGCUGAGAGGGGCCAACGCCGUGGGGUACACCAACUACCCUGACAAUGCUGUCUUUAAGUUCUGCGAGGUGGCAAAGGAGAAUGGCAUGGACAUCUUCCGCGUGUUCGAUUCCCUGAACUACGUGCCAAACAUGGUGCUGGGCAUGGAGGCGGCCGGAGCAGCGGGGGGCGUAGUGGAGGCCGCCAUCUCGUACACAGGCGAUGUCUCUGACCCGAUGAGACAGAAGUACUCCCUGGACUACUAUCUGAAACUGGCAGAUGAGCUUGUCAAAGCUGGGACGCACAUCUUAUGUAUCAAGGACAUGGCCGGCCUGCUGAAGCCAGAGGCCAGCAAGCUUCUGGUCGGCGCUCUGAGAGACCGUUUCCCGGACGUUCCCAUCCAUGUGCACACACACGACACAGCUGGAGCCGGUGUGGCCGCCAUGCUGGCCUGUGCUGAGGCUGGGGCUGACGUGGUGGAUGUGGCUGUCGACUCUAUGGCUGGGAUGACCUCUCAGCCCAGCAUGGGAGCCAUCGUGGCCUGCGCCAAGGGGACCAAGCUGGACACCGGCAUUGCUCUGGAGAAGGUGUUUGACUACAGUGAAUACUGGGAAGUAGCCAGAGGCCUGUAUGCGCCAUUCGACUGCACUGCCACCAUGAAAUCUGGCAACGCCGACGUGUACGAGAACGAGAUACCGGGAGGACAGUACACCAACCUUCACUUCCAGGCUCACAGUAUGGGACUGGGAAAUAAGUUCAAGGAGGUGAAGAAGGCCUAUGCUGAAGCCAACAAACUACUAGGAGACCUCAUUAAGGUGACUCCGUCCUCUAAGAUCGUGGGUGACCUGGCCCAGUUCAUGGUGCAGAACAACCUGACCCGGGCAGAAGUGGAGGAGAGGGCGGACGAGCUGUCCUUCCCCCUGUCUGUGGUCGAGUUCCUGCAGGGAUACAUCGGGAUACCACACGGAGGAUUCCCCGAGCCUUUCAGGUCUAAGGUGCUGAAGUCUCUCCCCCGUAUCGAGGGUCGUCCUGGCGCCUCUCUGCCGCCAAUGGACUUCAAGGCCCUGGAGGAGGGGCUCCGAGCUGCCCACGGCGACGACAUCACCCCUGAGGAUGUGAUGUCAGCAGCCAUGUACCCCAAGGUGUUCCAGGAGUUCAAGGAAUUUACUGCUAACUUCGGUCCAGUGGACUGUCUCAGCACCAGGCUGUUCCUGGAUGGGCCCAAGAUCGCAGAGGAGUUUGAGGUGGAGCUGGAGAGAGGGAAGACCCUCCACAUCAAGGCGCUGGCACUGGGUGACCUGAACAAGGCGGGCCAGAGAGAGGUCUUCUUUGAGCUGAACGGACAGCUGAGAUCUGUGCUUGUUAAAGACACCGUCGCCAUGAAGGAAAUGAAGUUCCAUCCCAAAGCUCAGAAGUCCAUCAAGGGUCAGGUGGGAGCACCCAUGCCUGGAAAAGUCCUGGAGGUCAAAGUGGAAGUCGGAUCUAAGGUGGAGAAGGGUCAGCCACUGUGCGUCCUGUCGGCCAUGAAGAUGGAGACGGUGGUCAACUCUCCGGUGACGGGAACCGUUAAGGCAGUUCAUGUCACAGCCGACGCCUCCUUGGAGGGAGAUGACCUGAUACUGGAAAUCGAAGAGUAGAGGGAGGGAUGGGAGACGAGAGGAGAGGCAAGAGUUAGACAAUCUGAUUCUGGAAAUGGUGAGGCAGAAGGAAAGAAAAAAAUAAAUUAAGACGACUCUCAACUGUCGCAGUACUGUUGGAUAUUUUGGCUCCCAAUUUAUACAUAUUCUUCUUGGUUACACAUAUCCAGACAUCCAGUGGGUGUAAAUAAAAAUCUAAUACCUAAAUAAAUCUAAAUCUAAUUUAAUUCAAUGGUACUAUUAAUAAAACUUCAUUCUCUAAGAGCUAAGUGUGAUGAUUAGGUCAAAAACUUGUAUAUCUCAGUACAUCUAUUAACAUCCUGUUAACCAGUGGAAAAAAACGUUUUACAAUGACAUUAUACUGUAUGUUUGAAUUAUGAUACAUUCCAUGACUUCAAUGCUAGUCUUAAAUGUGAUGUACUACAGAGUGAACUUAACUUGUGUAACACUAGUGGGGUUGUAACAUCUACUUGCAAUUAAAUGCCACAUUUUUCAUUGCUAUGCUGUUGAUGUUUCCUAAUGUAUUCAAAGCAAGAUGGUUAAACUUAUUGAUGACUACUACAUGUUUUUCUUUGUAAUCAGCAGGGUUCAGAGUCACCAAGCAAGAGAGAUUUGAGGAUGUAUUACUAAAUCAUUUUUUCAUACAGGAAAAAUACUUUCAUCUCUUAGCAUGCUCGCAUUUGCAAGAAAUUAUCAAUCUCUGACAUUAGUCAGUGUAUUCUCAGAAAUCACUGGUAGCUUUUUUUUUUUCUUCUUCCUAAGUAAAGAAAUGUUCUUUGGAAAACACAACAAAAUACACUGGGGCUAAAUGAUAGAAGGCACAUUAUUUGGUUCAAACUGUUUAAAAUAAAUACUUUCACAGAAGCACAAAAAGUGGCACAAUUUUGGGUUGGCGGGGACAUACAUGAAAUGUAGAGGCUUGAAAUGUCCAACAGAGCACCAAAGUGAAACACAUAUUCUGUUACUGUAUCAGUAAUAGUAGACACCUUUUUCACUGAUUUGUCCUGGCUUUGGAAAUGUUUCCCCAUCCACACCUGUCUGUAAAAUCCCAAAGCAGAAGCAAGCUGUAGCAGCUUUGUUGAAAUAAAGCUGUAGGCCAUGUUGGAAACACCCAAACAGGAUUAGUGAUGUGAUUUUUACAAAGUACCUCUCUUAUAGUGGCUUUAAAUGUGGCUUUCUUAAUCCGAACCCAGCUGUAGUGUGGUCCACUAAAACCAAUUCAGAUAUGUCUUAAGGUGGCUUUCAGGCCAUUUUAUUGUCUCCUGUCUGACGUUGAUGUUCAAAGUCAGAGGAACGAUCCCACCCUGUCUUUUCAGAAGCAGCCAGACAUUAUGGUGAACAGUCUUCUGUCUGCAUGGGGAUUUUAAUGCUAGGUGUAAAUGGGAUUACAUGGUGGUGUAAUGGAGGCAUGUGGUGUUAUUUUCUGAGGCUCUGCUGAUUAAUUUAUGAAUUAAUUCUCUGUCAAAUGAUGUGAAAUUAGCCGGACUAAUAAGAGACUCUGGAGACUUGCAGUAGCAGCACUCGGCUUUAUAUUUCUAAUGCGCGUGUGUGUUUGCAUAAAUGAGCCUAAAUGUCUGUGUGUAUGUGUGCCCACAAGCAAAUUUUAAGACAAAGUCAAACCGGUAUCUAUAGUGUGGCACCUCCAGAGCUAAAAACACUCUAGAAGAAAUGAAAUAUUCAUAAGCACACACCCCCUGAUAUUCCGAUAAUAUUCACUCCGACACUCCCAACUCUCGAGUGCUGCCUAGAUCAAAAAAACAAAACCAAAUACACAGCCCAGAGGCAUGGCAAAGCUGUAUCCAAAACAUUUAACAACAAUGCAGCAACAACCCUACUCAGUUUUCUGAUGAUGUAGUUCAAUACUGAAUUAAACUCACAGGAUUCUGCUGUCAGCUGCAGGCCUUCUAUUUGAGGGUCUUACACAUGAAAGUGUGAUCUACACUGAACUGAAUGUUUAGCUACCCUGACAAGUGACAGGAAACUGUGAACAAGCAGGAACAAAAUUAAAUCAUGUGUCAAUUACAACAGGAAAGGAAGAGUGUAACAAUCUCCCUGUGAUACAAUGAAACGUGCAGUGUUUGGGACAGCGAACCAGAAAAGGCACUACAACAUCUUACUCUCCCAAAUGGUCUGAGCACCUCUGACACAAUGCAUCGAUCGAAACACAAAAUUAAAGCAUCAGUUUGUACUUGACUGGACUGUUCCCAGCAUUUUUGCCCCAUUACCUCUGAGAACGAGUCCCCUUUUGAACUAUUCAUCGAUACUGAACGGCGGCACUGCGGUUAAUUAGGAGACUGAUAUGCCCACUGCCAUGCCUCACUGCACCGCUUGACUUUAUCAAUCUGUUUUUCAAAUCUGUUGAAAGAGAUGAGCGUUUCUGACAAGCUGUUGCACAAUAAAUGUGAUGUCCAACCCCCCUCCCCUCCCCUCCUCUCCUUAUUAGCUCUCCUUGUUAAUCUGCUUUCCCUGCCUCAUCAACCAGCUGCCAUUCCAUCAUGUUUUCCACUCUGUUCCCUUCUUCCUAUCCCGCCCAACUAUAAAUUUGCACAUGUAAGAUGAUGACAGAGAGUCAUGCAAUAAUGUAUAACUGUAUGGCAGUGUUUCUCUAUGUCUUAGCCAGCAGUCGUAUCAGUCAUGCUUUUGACAAUGUUCUACUAUUAAGCAUCUGGGUGGGGGGAAAAUAAAGUAUCAGAAAAAUUAACAGCUAAAAAAUGUUCAUUGUUUCAAAAAAGCAGGACAUAACGUUAACCUGUAUUUGAGCUCAUGAUAUCAGGAGGUGAGCUCACACAGAGCGUAUGAAAAUAGGGUCUGUGGCAUUUAGUUUUUUCUUUUUAUUUUAUUCCUUUCUGUGUUUUUAUGAAAACAACCAAACUGUUUAUUUACUCAACAUGACUGCCUUUAGAUUCAAAAUGUCUCCAUGGAAUUUGUAUCAAAAAUGUUAACUAAUUCUUUAAUUUUCUUACUUCUAAACCACAUCUACAUUUUAGUUCAAUCGUUAAUUUACUGGCUUAGUUUACAUCUAUUUGGUUUACAUUUAUUUGUUCAAGACCUAGGAAAGAGCUGGAGGGCACAAAAAGGGAAACUACUAGUGUCAAAAGAAUAUGUUAAUUGUUCUUGGUCAAUCUGACAAAUAAAGUUACCUGUAACUGAA